Messenger RNA from Myodes glareolus (Bank vole), 2063 nucleotides. It is a transcript of the gene Fbxo32, whose product is annotated as F-box protein 32. Gene Ontology annotation, biological process: protein ubiquitination. Gene Ontology annotation, cellular component: nucleus; cytoplasm; SCF ubiquitin ligase complex. The record is from RefSeq and is a predicted model, not a curated record. NCBI's taxonomy places the organism in Eukaryota, Metazoa, Chordata, Mammalia, Rodentia, Cricetidae. Gene Ontology annotation, molecular function: protein binding.
AGAGCAGGCGGCUCUUCCGGCAACAAAGAGCCGGGGCAGAGGCCCGGGAUAAAUACUGCGCCCCGGCAGCGGCGCAGCAUUCCCGGAGUCCGACGCGAUACGAGACCCUUCCCAGCGCCUGCGCCCUCUGCGAGUCCAGGGACCCCCGCGCCCACCCCAGACCCACAGUCCUGCACAUCAGUUCCCCACACUUGUCCUAGUCGCCGCCUGAGUUCCCCCAGCAUCUUUCCAGCGCGGCUCAUCCCCAGGGCCAGCCAGGCCGGUCCCCGGCUAUCAAUCCAUCCUGCCCGUGGGUCGCGUCCGCACUUGGUGCCAUGCCGUUCCUUGGGCAGGACUGGCGGUCCCCGGGCCAGAGCUGGGUGAAGACAGCCGACGGCUGGAAGCGCUUCCUGGAUGAAAAAAGCGGCAGCUUCGUGAGCGACCUCAGCAGUUACUGCAGCAAGGAUGUGUACAAUAAGGAGAAUCUUUUCAACAGCCUGAACUAUGAUGUUGCAGCCAAGAAGAGAAAGAAGGACAUACUGAACAGCAAAACCAAAACUCAGUAUUUCCAUCAAGAAAAAUGGAUCUAUGUUCACAAAGGAAGUACUAAAGAGCGCCAUGGGUAUUGCACUCUCGGGGAGGCUUUCAACAGACUGGACUUCUCAACCGCCAUCCUGGAUUCCAGAAGAUUCAACUACGUAGUAAGGCUGUUGGAACUGAUAGCAAAGUCACAGCUCACAUCCCUGAGUGGCAUCGCCCAGAAGAACUUCAUGAACAUCUUGGAAAAAGUAGUGCUGAAAGUCCUUGAGGACCAGCAAAACAUAAGACUCAUAAGGGAACUUCUUCAGACCCUCUACACGUCCUUAUGCACACUGGUCCAGAGAGUGGGCAAGUCUGUGCUCGUGGGCAACAUUAACAUGUGGGUGUAUCGGAUGGAGACCAUUCUACACUGGCAGCAGCAGCUGAGCAGCAUCCAGAUCACCAGGCCUGCCUUCAAAGGCCUCACAUUCACGGACCUGCCUGUGUGCUUGCAACUGAACAUCAUGCAGCGGCUGAGUGAUGGGCGGGACCUGGUCAGCCUGGGCCAGGCAGCCCCAGACCUUCUUGUGCUCAGUGAGGACCGGCUGCUGUGGAAGAGACUCUGCCAGUACCACUUCUCAGAACGACAGAUCCGCAAGCGAUUGAUCUUGUCGGACAAAGGACAGCUGGAUUGGAAGAAGAUGUAUUUUAAGCUGAUCCGAUGUUACCCAAGGAGAGAGCAGUAUGGGGACACCCUGCAGCUCUGCAGACACUGCCACAUCCUCUCCUGGAAGGGCACUGACCACCCGUGCACAGCCAACAACCCAGAGAGCUGCUCCGUCUCGCUCUCCCCCCAGGACUUCAUCAACUUGUUCAAGUUCUGAAUCCCGCCACUUGACGGCACUUCACAUGGUCCCCUCCACUCCCCGCUGAUCGGAUGGCUGGGAAUUCAGAGACUUCAUUUGUAAAUAGUGUACAUUGUAAGCACUGGCUUGAAACUUGUGAACGAAGUCACUGAGAAGAUGUCGGAGGGAAGAGACGAAGCUGCCAAUAGGAAUUACAAAUGUGAACUUCACACUAGAACUGGUACGGAAAAGCAGAAAUACUGUAAAUAGACUUUUUUCCCCCAAGACUUUGCCAGUGAGACUAUAAGGGCGAGAACUCUAUGUCUGCCGUGAAAACGGAGUCCUCCUGAUGUUCAUGGAAACUUCCUAGUUCCCUAGGAAGAAAAAAACACAAAACUCAAAUACAAGACAGAACAUUCUGUUUACAAUGUGAUAGUGUUGUUAAGACAAAAUGAGAAAGACGGAGAAUGAACGCUACAACUGAGGAAUCCUUGGGCUUGGGGUUUGGAUUUGGGAUUUGUUUUGAACAGGCAAAGAAGUCCACCCAUCCAUCGGACACCUACGCAGGCAUAAGGCCUUAUCCUACGAAGAUGCCACACAAUGGUCUACCUCUAAAAGCGUAGCGUGCUCUCUGGCAGCGUGCAUUAUCUAGCGGGCAAUGUCUGUGUUUCAUGUAAGUUCUUUCAUCUAUGAGGAGGUCUCAGAUGGGAAGGCUACUAG